This is a messenger RNA of Aspergillus affinis, 1092 nucleotides long. Its product is annotated as putative mitochondrial carrier protein (Pet8). Bases 1 to 1092 code for a protein of 363 amino acids. Lineage: Eukaryota; Fungi; Ascomycota; Eurotiomycetes; Eurotiales; Aspergillaceae. Gene Ontology annotation, cellular component: mitochondrial inner membrane. The transcript has 3 exons. The record is from RefSeq and is a predicted model, not a curated record. Gene Ontology annotation, molecular function: S-adenosyl-L-methionine transmembrane transporter activity.
AUGACUCAGUCUCCACGAGUAUGCGAGACCGACAUCAUUGUUCAUGAUGUGAAUGCAGAGCCUCCCGUGGAAUGGAAUCGGUCGGGGCCCGCGGAGGCCGAGCACGGCAUCUCGAUGCGCAAAGGAUAUCUUGGUAUUCGUGAGUCGUCGAAUAUGUUAACAGAAUAUGGACUAGACGUGGUCGCAGCAGCAGCAAUCGCCGCAUUAAGCAGCGAGAUCGCGAUACACCCAAUGGACACGAUGAUAACACGAAUACAAUCAAAAGACUACAGCACUGUCUACAAACAUAGCAACGGCGCCUUAAGACGCUCCUUAUUCACAGGCCUGUACCAAGGAUUCGGCCCAACACUAUUCGCCGGUAUCCCUUCCUCAGCCGCAUUCUUCGCAACAUACGAUGCUUCAAAGACAGCCUUUGAAAGAGCUCAAGUCGCAGGCUACCUCCAAGACGUACCGCGUCCAAUCCUGCACACUGUCAGCAGUGCAGCUGCAGAACUCGUUGCGUGCGCAUUGAUGAAUCCCGCCGAGGUCCUGAAGCAGAAUGCGCAGAUUGCUCGUAAGCCUCGAACGCCGUCUAGUGGGCCGUCCGCUUCGAUGCAGACCUUGAAGCAGUUUUAUAGGCAGCCUUCUGCUCUUUGGGCUGGGUACUGGGUUUUGGUUGCAGGGCAAUUACCCAGUAUCUGCUUGACGUUUUGUCUGUAUGAGUCCAUUAAGGAGUCGUUGAAUGAGACGUAUGAGGGUUCUGCUUCGCUGCAGAUGCAGACUACUGUGCUUAGUGCUGGACUUGCAGGUGGGUGUUCUUCUUGGUUCUUUGUUCCUAUUGAUGUUGUCAAGACACGGAUGAGGCUCGCGGUUGGCAGUGAUGUUCAGGUAUCUCGGCUCUCUAUUGUGAACUCGAAGAUGAGGGGUGCGUCUUCUGGGGCGACCUUUUCGGCUCGACUUGGGGCAGUUGCGGUUGCUCAGGAAGUUUUGCUCAGAGAGGGUAUUGCGGGUUUCUUCCGUGGUUCUCGAUUGACUUGUUUGACGGCGACGGUUGGCAGUGCGAUGUAUAUCGGCUGCUAUGAGGGAACGAAGCUUUUCCUGAAUGGUGCCUAG